Molecule: messenger RNA, 696 nt
Organism: Trematosphaeria pertusa
Lineage: Eukaryota; Fungi; Ascomycota; Dothideomycetes; Pleosporales; Trematosphaeriaceae
Exons: 1
Coding region: 1-696 (231 amino acids)
Source: RefSeq, a predicted model, not a curated record
AUGGUUGUCUGCCCAGAAGGCGGCGUGCACAUUGACCUGGACAAGGACACGAGCUUUCUAGCUAUCUGCGGAAUGGCCUUCGUCAGCCGAGAAGUCCACCGAACUUGGACGACAAUCUUCUUCCGCACCAAUAUUUUCCACCUCCAGCUCGCGGCAACCGACACACGUUCCUCCUUCUCCGAGUUCCGAGCCAUUUCCCGCUUGCUGAGGCCUCGCAAUAGGUGGAGGAAUGGAGAGCCGUUCCCGGGCUUCCUCCACAUCACGCUCACCUUCAACCUCAAAGAGCCGGCUUCCCUCGACGACAUCCGCGUCCCCAUCGUACCAUUGCUACUCGCCGUGCCCGUAGGAUACAGUGCCGACCGGCUCCGUUUCGUACUAGCGGACGCAGCCCCGGACCGGAACGAGGAUACUACAAGCACCAUCGCUUUAUGCGACCUCCAUCUGAAAGUCUGCGAUGCACUUGCAGAGUGCCGGUCGCAGGAUGUGCGCUGCAGGAAAUCCAUUUGUCCUCAGAUCUGGAUCGACGGACGAGGCCAAAUUGUCGAAUGCGUUAUGCGUGGUGAGCAGAGCGAGGAUGACCCCGUCGCAGGAGCCGCUGGCUCUUCGCGUGCACCGGCGUAUCCGUGGAAUAGGUCGCUUGAGAGUGUGUUCCGAUACUUGGCUUGGCAGGCUGGCGGGCCCUUUCCACCUAACUAG